AAUCGUAGAACCGUUCAAGGAGUACAACUUACUACUACAAACGUUAUGAAUGUGUUUAAAAAACUCACCGCCGCCGCGAAGAUCAAUUCCUUGUUUCUUGUAUAAUACGACAUUGUCGAGUAACAGUCGAUACAAUUCGCAUGAUUAAGUAAUGUGGUUAUCAGUUUUAAAAAAUCAAUAAAGUGAAAGAUAUGUCCAAAGACUCUCGAUAUACGCCAGUGAAUACAAAUCCAGAUAAAAAUCCAACAUGGUGGAAGCGACGUACAAGUAUGGAGAGGUGUCUAACCUUAUCAACGGGUAUUGCCCUUCUUAUUGGAAUCUCCUUACUCAUAGCACUUGCCACAGUAUUAUAUAGCAGAGAUCAACAUGUUAGUAAUAAACCGUACACAGCCCAACCACUACAAGGAAAAAUAGUCACAAUUACAUCCCAAGAUCACGAAGAUGAAAAAGUAUGUUUAAGUCCAGGAUGCAUUCAUACUGCAUCACGUGUAUUGGAAUAUAUGGAUGAAUCGGUUGACCCUUGCGAUGAUUUUUAUCAAUUUACCUGUGGUAAUUUUAUCAAGAAGACAAAUAUUCCUGAUGAUAAAUCCUCAGUAACUUCAUUUACUCUAAUUGGUGAUGAACUUCAAGAGCAAUUGAGAACUAUGAUCGAGGAACCGAUCCAAGAAGAUGAACCAAAACCAUUCAAGCUUACUAAGAAAUUAUACAAGGCAUGUAUGAAUAAAACUUUGAUUGAAGAGGAUGGAAUGACCACUAUUACAGAAGUGCUGAAGGAGUUGGGUGGUUGGCCUGUUUUAGAAGGAGAUUCUUGGAAUGAAGAUGAUUUUGAUUGGAAAAACUCUGUAUAUAAAUUUCGAAAAGUGGGUUAUGGCGUGGAUUAUUUUAUUGAUUUUUCUGUUGUUGGAGAUGUCAAGAAUUCUACCAAGAGAGUAAUUGAUUUGGAUCAAGCAUCUUUGGGUCUGAGACGGGAAUUCUUAAUCAAGGGACUCGAUGAAAAAAUAGUCAAGGCCUAUUACGAUUAUAUGGUUGAUUUAGCAGUACUGUUUGGAGCUGAGCGAGAGAGAGCAGCUAAAGAAUUAAGAGCUUCUCUAGACUUUGAAAUUCAAUUAGCUAAGAUAUCUCUGCCAAGUGAAAAACGCCGUAACAUGACAGCCUUAUAUAAUCCAAUGACGAUUGAACAGUUGCAAGAAAAAUUUAGAAGUAUUCCUUGGGUAGAAUACAUUAAUAACCUUCUAGCCCCGGAUACAACCGUAGAAUCUGGUGAAAUUGUAGUUGUAAACGUUCCGUCGUACCUUAAAGCUUUCGAAACUCUAGUUAGCAAGACGCCAAAGAGGGUACAGGCUAAUUAUGUAAUGUGGAGAGCUGCAUCAAACUCAGUAUCAUAUUUAACAGAACGUUUAAGAAAGAGGCAAUUAGACUACACAGCAGUAAUUACUGGCAAAACAGAACGAGAACCCAGAUGGAAAGAGUGCAUUGAUAUUACUUCAGUCAGUUUAUCCAUUGCAUCUGGAGCUUUGUACGUAAGAAAAUACUUUAACGAACAAGCAAGACAAAACGCUAUUGAUAUGGUAAAAGAUAUCAGAGCUGAGUUUCAAGAUAUUUUGAAAGUUGUUGAUUGGAUGGACGAAGAAACAAGAGAAAAUGCAUUGGAAAAAGCUAAAUCUAUGACGUCGCACAUUGCCUAUCCUGACGAAUUACUCGAUGAUGAAAAACUUAAAGAAUUUUAUGAUGGUCUGGAAAUGGACCGUAACCAAUACUUUAAAUCAAUUUUAAAUCUAACUCUGUUCGGAACAAGAUUUUCAUUCAAAAGAUUGAGACAACCUGUAAAUAAAACUGACUGGAUUACUCACGGAAGACCUGCUAUUGUUAACGCAUUUUAUUCAUCUAUUGAAAAUAGCAUACAGUUCCCUGCUGGUAUUCUCCAAGGAGUAUUCUUUAACGCUGAUCGUCCCAGAUAUAUGAACUAUGGUGCAAUUGGCUUUGUUAUUGGACAUGAGAUCACACAUGGUUUUGACGAUCAAGGUAGACAAUUUGAUAAAGUGGGAAAUUUAGUAGAUUGGUGGCAAGAAACAACGAAAAAACGAUUUGUGGAAAAAGCUCAAUGUAUUAUUGAUCAAUAUGCUAAUUACACUGUUCCAGAACUAAAUUUAAAUCUGAAUGGCAUUAACACUCAAGGCGAAAACAUAGCGGACAAUGGCGGCAUCAAAGAAGCAUACUUGGCUUACGAUCGAUGGGUAAAACGGAAUGGGGAGGAAUACUUUUUACCUGGUCUCAACUACACUGGUAGACAAAUGUUCUGGAUGUCUGCCGCAAGCAUUUGGUGUUCGGUAACAAGAAAAGAAGAACUUCAGCAAAUGAUAAUCACCGACGAGCAUGUACCUGAUAAAUUUAGAGUUAAUGGGCCUCUCGCUAAUAUGAAGUAUUUUGCGGACGAUUUCAAUUGCCGGAAAGGAGCUCCGAUGAACCCUGAACAUAAGUGCCAAGUUUGGUAGUUGUUUUUAAAGUUUGUCCUGUAUUAGGACGUAGAGUUUAAUAUUUGAAUGCUGCUUUGUAUUUUUAACAAGAGCGCGCAGCCGUCACCUUGGGCAAUAUUUUUGAUAUUUCUGGAAUCUCCUACAUUAUCUACAAAUUAAUUAAAACGAUUUGGUGAAAUGGGUACAUUUACUUUGAAAACAAUGUUACCACAAAUAUUGUGUUGUGUAAUAUAACCUAUGAAUACUUCCUCUCUCUUAUUAUAAAUUAUGUGUUGAAGUAACGUUUUAACAGAUCUAAUUUGUUGUGAUUACUUUUUUAAAAUUAAUAAUAAUGCUCUCAGACACGACCAUUCUAUCAGUCUUUAUCAUCUGUGUAAUAAACUGAAAUAAUGUAUAAUAGACGCGACUUAACACUCUUGCAAACAUUUGGGAGGAAAUACCGUAAUACAAUAUUUGUGUUAAUUUAUAAUAAAUUCAAAAGCAUCUUACAGUUAUUAGUAAUUGUUUAUUGCCUAUAAAUAUACUUAAGUGAUUUUUCCGAUGGAACAGUAUUUCUAUUGGGACUUAUACAUGUGUAUGUGUACGUAAGAAAUUUAUUUUUAGGUACUUGAUAUCGUAUUGGUUUUGGCUUAAGCAUUAAAAAGUGCCGCAAUAUUAAAGUGUUAUAAAAAUUAAAUAUUUAUAGAUCUGUUAAAGGACAAAACAUUUAGUGCUGACAGGUUUACCAAAAAGUAUUAUAAAUACGAGCUGAUGAUAUUAUGUACCUAACAUUUUAUAUUAUGUUUUACGUGUUUGUUAAAAAACCCGGAAUUUUUCAUCAGAAAGCGAAAUUUUUUACGUAAAUAUUGAUCUGUAUUAUUUAUAUUAUAAAAAUGGGAUUUAUAAAUUUUAUUGAUAGACCCAAAUAUAUCUUUAUAUCCUUUUUUAUUAUUUUUUUGUACAUCUUAACACUUUCAAUGCUGAUUCAUUGAGUAAAAUUGCUUCACCAGUUGCCAUUGCAAUCAGCCAUUCUAUCAAUAUUCUUAUAUUUUAGGAUAAACAAUUAUAGUCUAAGAGCUGGGAGCAGAUUUUGUGUGUGAUAAGUAAUAUGGAAAAACUAUACGGGAAUAUGUUGAAUUAGUUGCGUACAUGACUUUCCCCAACGGCCGGAAACCAAAGUGGGGGACGAGGGUAGUUAUAAGGGGUAAAAGUCGCGGUUUUUAUUAUUUUUUUUGUGACGCUCAUGAUCAGGAUAGUGCACUAAAAUUUGGGAAUAAGUAGGUCAUUACGUAACUAAGUAAAAUCUCCAGGGGUGGCACGCUGCUUGAGGUACAAAGGGGAGGUAGGCAGGGUGAGUAUAAAAAAAUAAGGGGUUUUUGCAGCAAAUAAUACAAACUGCAGCUUUGACCCCUUAAAACUACCCUCAUCCCCAACUCUGAUUUCUGCCCCUGGAGAUUUUGCUUAGUUACGUCAUGAUCUACUUACUCCCAAAUUUUGGUGCACUAUCUCGAUCAUGAGCGUCACAAAAAAAUAAUCAAAACCGGGACUUUGACCCCUUAUAACUACCCUCGUCCCCCACUCUGGUUUCCGGCUCUGGGGAUUUUACUUAGUUAUAUCAUGGUCUACUUAUUCCCAAAUUUUGGUGUGCACUAUCCCAAUCACGAACGUCGCAAAAAACCCUUAUAUUUUUUAUAUUCAACCCUACCCCCACCCCUUUGUCGGCCACUCAGCGUGCCACCCCUGAAGAUUUUACUUAGUUACGUCAUGACCUACUUAUUCCCAAAUUUUGGUGCACUAUCUCGAUCAUGAGUGUCAAAGAAAAAGUAAUAAAAACCGCGACUUUUACCCCUUAUAACUACACGCGUUACCGACUCUGGUUUCCGGCUCUGGGGAUUUUACUUAGUUAUGUCAUGGUCUACUUAUUCACAAAUUUUGGUGCACUAUCUCAAUCACGAACGUCGCAAAAAACCCUUCAUAUAUUUUAUAUUCACCCCUACCCCCACCCCUUUGUCGGCCACGCAGCGUUCCGCCCCUAGAGAUUUUACUUAGUUACGUCAUGACCUACUUAUUCCCAAAUUUUGGAUCUCGAUCAUGAGCGUCACAAAAAAAAUAAUAAAAACCGCGACUUUGACCCCUUAUAACUACCCUUGCCCCCCACUCUGGUUUCUGGUUGGGGAAAGUCAGGUACACAAAUAAUUCAACAUAUCCCCGUAUAGUUUUUCCACAUUACUUAUCACGCACAAAAUCCGCUUCUAUCUCUCCGACUAUGAUGUAAAUGAGGUAGUGCUAGGGGUCUACCAUUACCCCAGUUUUUAUUUUCAGCCCUGGGUAUUUAAAUUACCUCAACCUCAACCAUUUUGAUCAAAUAUUUCAUUCUUUUAUUAUACUUUUAUCAUUUUUACUCCUUAGCUUUUAUUUUUUUUUUCAAUUUUUUCGUUAUUUUAUAUUGUUUUAUACAAUUUAACGUCCAAAGUUGUUUCUAGUUCUGUACCCGUUAUUAGUUAUACACCUAUUGUGUUGAUGGAUGAAAUUGACUGUUUUGUUUUGUCGUACUUUUUAUUGGUUAAACUUUUUUAUAUAUUUUUGAGUAGGACUUUUUCAAAUAGAUAUUUAAAAAAUAAUUUUCUUAAAUUGAAAUCAUCAGAUCGUUUGUUAUAUUUUUAACAGUGUUUGGAUUGGUACUGAUUUUGAUGUAAUAUCAAGGCGAAUUUUUAUAAUAAAUAUACUUUUGGAAA
Messenger RNA from Diabrotica virgifera virgifera (western corn rootworm), 5188 nucleotides. Its product is annotated as neprilysin-2. Gene Ontology annotation, cellular component: plasma membrane. The transcript is spliced from 11 exons. Bases 192 to 2492 code for a protein of 766 amino acids. NCBI's taxonomy places the organism in Eukaryota, Metazoa, Arthropoda, Insecta, Coleoptera, Chrysomelidae. Gene Ontology annotation, molecular function: metalloendopeptidase activity. The record is from RefSeq and is a predicted model, not a curated record. Gene Ontology annotation, biological process: protein processing.